AUGAUAGUGCUAGUAGAAAGUAGCGGAGACAGCUUUAUGAUAGUGCCAGUAGAAAGUAGCGGAGACAACUGUAUUAUAGUACUAGUAGACAGUAGCGGAGACAACUGUAUGAUAGUGCUAGUAGACGGUAGCGGAGACAGCUGUAUGAUAGUUCUAGUAGACGGUAGCGGAGACAGCUGUAUGAAAGUUCUAGUAGACAGUAGCGGAGACAGCUGUAUGAUAGUGCUAGUAGACGGUAGCGGAGACAGCUGUAUGAUAGUUCUAGUAGACGGUAGCGAAGACAGCUGUAUGAAAGUUCUAGUAGACAGUAGCGGAGACAGCUGUAUGAUAUUGCUAGUAGACGGUAGAGAAGACGACUACACCGUGGUACUGACAGACGGUAGAGGAGACGACUACACCGUGGUAAAGACAGAGGGUAGAGAAGACGACUUCACCGUGGUACUGACAGACGGUAGAGAAGACCACUACAUCGUGGUACUGACAGACGGUGCAGAAGACCACUACACCGUGGUACUGACAGACGGUAGAGAAGACAACUUCACCGUGGUACUGACAGACGGUAGAGAAAACGACUACACCGUGGGACUGACAGACGGUAGAGAAGACGACUACACCGUGGUACUGACAGAUGGUAGAGAAGACGACUUCACCGUGGUACUGACAGACGGUAGAGAAGACCACUACAACGUGGUACUGACAGAUGGUAGAGAAGACGACUACACCGUGGUACUGACAGAUGGUAGAGAAGACCACUACAUUGUUUUACUAGCAGCGAAAUGA
Molecule: messenger RNA, 780 nt
Organism: Ylistrum balloti
Lineage: Eukaryota; Metazoa; Mollusca; Bivalvia; Pectinida; Pectinidae
Exons: 1
Coding region: 1-780 (259 amino acids)
Source: RefSeq, a predicted model, not a curated record